Molecule: messenger RNA, 3451 nt
Organism: Temnothorax curvispinosus
Lineage: Eukaryota; Metazoa; Arthropoda; Insecta; Hymenoptera; Formicidae
Product: rho guanine nucleotide exchange factor 4-like
Exons: 8
Coding region: 122-1966 (614 amino acids)
Biological process (GO): intracellular signal transduction
Cellular component (GO): cytoplasm
Molecular function (GO): guanyl-nucleotide exchange factor activity; protein binding
Source: RefSeq, a predicted model, not a curated record
GGCGGAUUUACAGAAUCGUUCGUCGCGACAUAAUCACGUGCGUCGCACGAACAGCGACCUAGGGGGGCAGAGGUUGCUCCAAUGGGACACGAGGUCAGGAUACGUUCACAAUUAUCGUAGGAUGCUGUCAACUCCAUCGCCGAUCAAGACGAGACCGCCCAGGCUCAGCCCGAGGCACUCCUCCCAUGAUAUCGUUACGCUCAGAAGUAACGCGAAAGGGAGGAGUUCUCGGACAAAUUUGAGGCGGUCGCUUAGCCAGCCACUGGGAAUCAAUCAGCUCUCGCCGCUGAUGCGCGCCAAAACCGCAGUAGGCGCAAGAUUACCCGGUGGCAACGUGCUAUCAGAGGACGAGCAGGAUGGAAGAGCCGGAACAUCGGAAGACGACGAGAUGAUGUCCGAUUCCGAAUCUUCGAUCACUUCUUUGACGGAUAAGAAGAAAUCGUUUGAGCAGACGAUGGAUGAAGAAAUCGUCAUGUUGGCCGAGGCUGUUUGGGAUCAUGUGGCGAUGGAGCCGGAGGAACUGGCUUUUCGCGCCGGGGAUGUCAUCGACGUCCUCGAUACACUGGACAGGGAUUGGUGGUGGGGCAGCUGCAGAGGAGAGCACGGAUGGUUUCCGGCCGCUUUUGUCAGGUUGCGCGUGAGCCAAGAAGAUACGGUGGAGGAUUGUCUGGCCGCGAUGGCCUCGGGAGGAUCCUCGGGUACUCAACUUAGAAGGCGGACGAGCGUCUCCCUGCUCUCGAACGAGCAAGUGAGGACCAGCGUGGUCCGCGAGCUCGUCCAGACCGAGCGCGACUUCGUCAAGGUCCUACGCGACGUGGCCGAGGGUUACAUCGCGGAAUGCCGCAGGCGCACGGACAUGUUUACCGAGGAGCAGAUCGAGACGAUCUUCAUCAACCUCGAGGAACUUCUAGACUUUCAGUCUGAGUUUCUGAAGGAUCUCGAGGACCGCAUCGACUGGAACGCGCCAUACAAAAGCUGCAUCGGCGAAUGCUUCCUCAAUCAUAGGGCGGGUUUUCGAAUGUAUUCCGAGUACUGUAACAGUCACCCAAUGGCCACGGCGACGCUGCAGGAGCUCUACCAUCACAAUCGUUAUAGCAAAUUUUUCGAGGCUUGUCGACUGAUGAGGGGUCUCAUCGAGAUCCCCUUGGACGGCUAUUUAUUGACGCCCAUCCAACGAAUAUGCAAAUAUCCCCUUCAAUUGGCAGAGUUACUGAAAUAUACGAAGACCGAUCAUCCGGAUUAUCACAAGAUCCAAGAGGCCUUGGAAGCGAUGAGAGACGUCGCGGUAUUGAUCAAUGAGAGAAAAAGGCGGAUGGAAAGUUUGGAGAAAUUGGCCGCAUGGCAAAUGCGCGUAGAAGGUUGGGAGGGUGAGGAUCUCAUAGAAGUUUCGUCGCAACUUAUUUAUCAAGGUGAUGCGAUGAGAGUGAAGACUGGCAUGUGGACGAAUAACAUCACAUUAUUCCUCUUCGAUCAUCAACUGGUCUACUGCAAGAAGGACAUUCUCAAGCGCGACACCUACGUCUACAAAGGUCGCAUCUAUCUCGACACCAGCGAGGUCAUUGAUGUGCCUGACGGAAAAGACCUUCAAUCAGGGGUGACAGUGAGGCAUUGCCUAAAGGUAUACAGCUGCGUCCGGGACAAAUGGUUGCUUUUCUGUUGCCGCACAGCGGAGGAGAAACGGCGGUGGCUAGCGGCGAUGGCCGAGGAACGAAGGCUAGUGGCUAAAGACAGAAACGACGGAUUGGAGUUUCCAGCAGCAGCUAGGCAGCUCGCCAGGCUUGCCGCUAACAGACAGCAGAACAGACCACCGAUCAAACCUCGCAACAAAGCAUAUAAGAGAGAAUCGGCGUACGAGAUGCCGACGACAAUGGUCGGUCAAGGCACCACGAAUUCGCUGGGACGGAAGGUUGGGACCUGGUUCAUGUUUGGUAGCAGCAAGAAGAGCACGCGGCUUCAACCGUCCUGAGACAGGCCCACCUUCGUACCGUAUAUUGACCUAUAAAGCUGCGGCUAACGACGCUGCAUCGUCCUGUCGAAAUCCUGGCGCGAGAUACCCCGAUCUUCGUCGCUUCGAAACUUAGGAGCCUUUGCGAGCAGGCAUUUGAAUUCCGGUCAGGGUAAUACUGUUUAUUGUAUGUGACUGGUCGUGGAAAUUAUUCUCUAAGCAUCGAUGAACGAGCCACUAUGAUUUCGCUAGGAUUUCGUAGCACCGAGGAUGAACAGCGCGCCUCGUCAUAUGUACGGCACGAAGGUGUUUAGAUAAUUCAUAAGUAGAUUUUGUCCGACGAAGUAUACCUCUUCUUCUAAGGCAGGGAAAGUAAUCGCUAUCGAUUUUGUCGACCGAUUUUGAUCAUUGUCCAUGAACAGCGAUCCGCAAAAUAGAAGAAACUUCCAAUGAUUUUUCACUCACUGCCUCUCUCACAGAAAGCAGACGUUUCUCUCUAUCAAGCAGAUAUCAUCGUCCACUUUAGAUACUUGCAGACAAAAGUCGCUCAUUAUGCCUAACCAGGAUUUUGUGAGUCUUCGAAUCGGUGCUUGCCUAACUCUUAGAUCUUAAAGCAAUGUUCGAUCAUCUUCAACGUGACGUUACGAUGGUGCCCAGUCUGAGAAGCACCGUCCAAAGAAAGAACGUUUCGGAGAAGAAAAAUAUUUGUUAUGAGCUGAGAGAGGUGUAUAAUCGCUCUUGUAGAUAUUUGGCGUUAAAAAUUACCGUUAAUAAUAGCGGACACGAGAGUAGAUUAGGGAAGUAGAGACAUUUAGAGAAGUAGAUAGUCUAUAAAUGUAUAAAGUCAAUAGCGGGCUUCUGAAGUACUAAAGAGAAAGUACUAGUCAUUCGUCAUCGCGAAUUCUUGAUGAACGCCGAUGAAACAUGAUAUAUAUAUGAUAUAUUGUUACACGCGCAAUCGCUUUUUGGGUCGAAAAGCUGGCAUGGUACGUCACACGGCUGUAUUUUUUAUGAUAAUCGAAAGACUGACAACUGAGAUGCUUCCUCGGGAGGAAACCUUGAGGUUGUAAUCUUGAGAGAGAAAUGCGACGGGAUCGAUUAGGAAAUAUAUCUGAAUUGAAUUCGUUAAACGAGCUUCGCCUUUCGUCUAGAUUAUUUGAUCGUUAUUUCGAAAAUUAUUUUGUCGACCAAUUUUACGUACAACGAGAACUAAUAGCACGUACACAGUUCUACGCAAGCGUCAACAAGUUCGAUCACAAAAAUCUACAUGUUGAUUGAUUUCGCGAGGAAAUUCUGAUCGGCCGAUUCCGCACACCACUUUUCUCUCAACGAAAAUGUAGAUGUAUUUCGUAGAGAAAAUCUCCAGCGAGCUAUACAAGGUAACUCUUACUGCCUAACUAAUGUUCGUUAUUUCGCAUCGUAAUCAUAAUAUUUGUAGUAGUUUGUACGAAGUUGCGAACGACGGGAAGACAAGAAGACGAGAGGCUGAAACGCGAGGGCGAAGGA